AUGGAGGAUUAUGAGACUGUAGCUUUGACUGUGGAUUGUACUACUAUUCUACUAAGGAAGCUUCCUCAGAAAUUGAGAGAUCUAGGGAGCUUCACUAUUCCUUGCACUAUCAGGAGUUUUGAAUACAAGUAUGCUUUGUGUGAUUUGGGGAAAAUUAUUAAUUUGAUGCCCUUAUUUGUGUUUCAGAGGCUCGGUCUUGGUGAAGCAAAGCCUACUACUGUUACUCUUCAGCUCACAGAUCGAUCAAUCAAGCAUCCAAGGGGUAUUAUUGAAGAUGUUCUAGUCCAGGUAGACAAGUUUAUUUUCCCAGCAAAUUUCAUUGUUCUAGAUGUGGAAGAGGAUUCUAAUGUCCCCAUUAUUCUUGGGAGACCAUUCUUGGCUACUGGGCAAGCUCUAAUUUAUGUGCAAAAGGGUGAGUUAAGAUUGAUAUUUCAAGGGCAUGAGAUAAUUUUUAAUGUAUUCAAGGCAAUGUCUUAUUCAAGAGUGAGUGACAGCUGUUAUAGCAUUGAUGUGAUUAAUAAUACAGUUUCGGGAAGAAGGUGGAACAGUGAUGCCAUAGAGGCAGUUUUGGCAGGUGGUGAGGAAGAUAAUGGUGAUGUCAAGUUGAGAGAAUAUGUCAGGUGGAUAAACUCUUACCAGCCAUACAAAAUGAACUUCAAAGAGUUCGAACAAGGGCCAGAAAGACCAUUGCCAUCCAUUGAGCAACCACUAGAGUUGGAAUUAAAGUCUCUACUGGAUCAUUUAUGUUAUGCUUAUUUGGGUGAGACAGAAUUUACCUGUACCAUCAGAUCUCCAUUGCACCAGAAGACCAAGAGAAGACCACCUCCACUUGUCCUUAUGGAUUUUGGGUCAUCCUUGGAUGAGUAUUUGAAGCUCCUUGAAGUAGUGUUGCAGCGGUGUGAAGAAUUCAAUUUAGUUUUGAACAGGGAGAAAUGCCAUUUUAUGGUACAAGAGAGUAUUGUUCUUGGUCAUAAGGUCUCUAGUAAAGGCAUUGAGGUGGACUGA
Molecule: messenger RNA, 1005 nt
Organism: Humulus lupulus (European hop)
Lineage: Eukaryota; Viridiplantae; Streptophyta; Magnoliopsida; Rosales; Cannabaceae
Exons: 3
Coding region: 1-1005 (334 amino acids)
Source: RefSeq, a predicted model, not a curated record